Messenger RNA from Acanthosepion pharaonis, 7587 nucleotides. The record is from the annotation of a GenBank genome assembly. NCBI's taxonomy places the organism in Eukaryota, Metazoa, Mollusca, Cephalopoda, Sepiida, Sepiidae.
AUGGCAGGUCGGACAAUAUUCACUUCAGCAAAUCAGAUAAUAUUCACCCGGAGCUGUCCAGACAAUACUCACAUCGAUUUCCUCUCUUUCUUUCUUUUCUUUCUUUCUUUCUUUCUUUCUUUCUACCUAAAUUUUCCUUUCCCUUUUAUCCUCUAUUUUCUUCAUCGAUUUCCUUUCUUUUCUUUCUUUCUUUCUUUCUUUCUUUCUUUCUUUUCUUUCUUUCUACCUAAAUUUUCCUUUCCUUUUUAUCCUCUAUUUUCUUCGUCCUCUUCUUUAGAUCGAUUUUCCUUUUCUUUCUUUUCUUUCUUUCUUUCUUUUUUCUUUCUUUCUUUACCUAAAUUUUCCUUUCCUUUUUUAUCCUCUAUUUUCUUCAUCGAUUUUUCUUUCUUUCUUUCUUUCUUUCUUUUCUUUCUUUCUUUCUACCUAAAUUUUCCUUUCCCUUUUUAUCCUCUAUUUUCUUCGUCCUCUUCUUUAGAUCGAUUUCCUCUUUCUUUCUUUUUUUCUUUCUUUCUUUCUUUCUUUCUUUCUUUCUUUUUUUUUCUUUCACCUAAAUUUCCCCUUUUUUUAUCCUCUAUUUUCUUCGUCCUCUUCUUUAGAUCGAUUUCCUUUCUUUCUUUCUUUCUUUCUUUCUUUCUUUCUUUUUUCUUUUCUUUCUUUCCUUUCUUUCUUUUAUUUAGUCCUUUGUUUUUUCUUUCUUCAUUUCUUUCUCCUUUUCUUUUUAGAUCUAUUUUCUUUUCUUCUUUAGAUCGAUUUCCUCUACUUUCUUUCUUUCUUUCUUUCUUUCUUUCUUUCUUUCUACCUAAAUUUUCCUUUCCCUUUUUUUAUCCUCUAUUUUCUUCACCUAAAUUUUCCUUUCCUUUUUAUCUUAUUUUCUUUCCUUUCUUUCUUUCUUUCUUUCUUUCUUUCUUUCUACCUAAAUUUUCCUUUCUCUUUUUAUCCUCUAUUUUCUUCAUCGAUUUCCUUUUCUUUCUUUCUUUCUUUCUUUCUUUCUUUCUUUCUUUCUUUCUUUCUUUCUUUCUACCUAAAUUUUCCUUUCCCUUUUUAUCCUCUAUUUUCUUCAUCAAUUUCCACUACUUUCUUUCUUUCUUUCUUUCUUUCUUUCUUUCUUUCUUUCUUUUCUUUUUUCUACCUAAAUUUUCCUUUCCUUUUUAUCCUCUAUUUUUUCGUCCUCUUCUUUUAGAUCAAUUUCCCCUACUUUCUUUCUUUCUUUCUUUCUUUCUUUCUUUCUUUCUAAAUUUUCCUUUCCUUUUUUUAUUUUCUUCGUCCUCUUCUAAAUUUUCCUAUCUUUUCUUUUUUUCUUUCUUUUUUCUUUUCGUUUUCUUCUUUUUAUCCUCUAUUUUCUUUCUCUUCUUCUUUCGAUUUCUUUCUUUCUUUCUUUCUUUCUUUCUUUCUUUCUACCUAAAUUUUCCUUUCCUUUUUAUCCUCUAUUUUCUUCAUCUUUUUGCUUUCUUUUUUCUUUCCUUUCUUUUUUCUUCGUCCUUUCCCUUUUCUUUAUUUUCUUUCCUUCUCUUACUUUCUUUCUUUCUUUCUUUUUUUCUUUUUUCUUUCUUUCUUUCUUUCUACCUAAAUUUUCCUUUCCCUUUUUAUCCUCUAUUUUCUUCGUCCUCUUUAGAUCAAUUUAGAUCACUUUCUUUCUUUCUUUCUUUUCUUUCUUUCUUUUCUUUCUUUCUUUCUUUCUUUCUUUCUACCUUUUUUAUUUUGUUUUCAUCAAUUUCCUCAACUUUCUUUCUUUCUUUCUUUCUUUCUUUCUUUUUCUUUACCUUAAAUUUUCCUUUCCCUUUUUUCCUAUUUUUUCGUCCUCUUAUUUUCAAUUUUCUUUCCUUUCUUUCUUUUCUUUUUUUCUUUCUUAAAUUUUCUUUUCUUUUUUUAUCCUAUCGAUUUCCCUCUACUUUCUUUCUUUCUUUCUUUCUUUCUUUUUUAUACCUAAAUUUUUCUUUUCCUUUUUAUCCUCUAUUUUCUUCGUCCUCUUCUUUAGAUCAAUUUCCUCUACUUUCUUUCUUUCUUUCUUUCUUUCUUUCUUUCUACCUAAAUUUUCCUUUCCCUUUUUAUCCUCUAUUUUCUUCAUCGAUUUUCCUCUUUUUUCUUUCUUUUUCUUUUCUUUCUUUCUUUUUUCUUUCUUUCUAUUUAAAUUUUCCUUUUUUUUUAUCCUCUAUUUUCUUCGUCCUCUUCUUUAGAAUUUUCCUUCUUUUCUUUUUUCUUUUUUCUUUCUUUCUUUUACCUAAAUUUUCCUUUCUCUUUUAUCCUCUAUUUUAUUCGUCCUCUUCUUUAGAUCGAUUUCCUCUUCUUUCUUUCUUUCUUUUUUCUUUCUUUCUUUCUUUCUUUCUACCUAAAUUUUCCUUUCCCUUUUUAUCCUCUAUUUUCUUCAUCGAUUUCCUCUACUUUCUUUCUUUCUUUCUUUCUUUCUACCUAAAUUUUCCUUUCCCUUUUUAUCCUGUAUUUUCUUCAUCAAUUUCCCCUUUCUUUUUUUUCCUUUCUUUCUUUCUUUUUUUUCCUUUCCCUUUUUUAUCCUCUAUUUUCUUCGUCCUCUUCUUUAGAUCGAUUUCCUCUACUUUCUUUUUUUUCUUUAUUUCUUUUUUCUUUCUUUCUUUCUACCUAAAUUUUCCUUUCCCUUUUUAUCCUCUAUUUUCUUCGUCCUCUUCUUUAGAUCGAUUUCUCUACUUUCUUUCUUUCUUUCUUUUACCUAAAUUUUCCUUUCUUUUUAUCCUCUAUUUUCAGGCUUUCUUUCUCGAUUUUUUUUUCUUUUUUCUUUCUUUCUUUUAUCGAUUUCCUCUACUUUCUUUCUUUCUUUCUUUCUUUUCUUUCUUUCUUUCUUUCUUUUUCUUUCUUUCUUUCUACCUAAAUUUUCCUUUUCCUUUUUAUCCUCUAUUUUCUUCGUCCUCUUUUUUCUUUAUUUCUCUACUUUCUUUCUUUCUUUCUUUCUUUCUACCUAAAUUUUCUUUUUUUUUCCUAUCUAAAUUUUCCUUUCCCUUUUUUAUUUUCUAUUUUCUUCGUCCUCUUUUUUUCUUUCCUUUCUUUCUUUCUUUCUUUCUUUCUUUCUACCUAAAUUUUCCUUUCCCUUUUAUCCUAUCGAUUUCCUCCUUUCUUUCUUUUCUUUCUUUCUUUCUUUUCUUUCUUUUUUCUUUCUUUCUUUCACCUAAAUUUUCCUUUCCUUUUUUAUCCUCUAUUUUCUUCGUCCUCUUCUUUAGAUCGAUUUCCUUCUUUUUUUCUUUUUUUCUUUCUUUCUUUCUUUCUUUCUUUUUCUUUUCUUUCUACCUAAAUUUUCCUUUCCCUUUUUAUCCUCUAUUUUCUUCGUCCUCUUCUUUAGAUCAAUUCCCCGACUUUCUUUCUUUCUUUCUUUCUUUCUUUCUUUUUUCUUUCUUUUCUUUCUUUUUCUUUUUCUUUUUCUUUCUUUUUUAUUUUUGUCUUUCUGCGUUUGUUUGUUUCUUUUCUAAAUUUUCCUUUCCCUUUUUAUCCUCUAUUUUCUUCAUCGAUUUUACUUUCUUUCUUUCUUUCUUUCUUUCUUUAUACCUAAAUUUUCCUUUCCUUUUUUCCUUAUUUUUCUUCCUCCUCUUCUUUAGAUCAAUUUCCUUCUUUCUUUCUUUCUUUCUUUCUUUUUUUUUAAAUUUUUCCUUUCCUUUUUAUCCUCUAUUUUUUCGUCCUUUCUUUAGAUCGAUUUCCUCUACUUUUUUCUUUCUUUCUUUCUUUCUUUCUUUCUUUCUACUUAAAGGCUUUUUAUUUCUUUUUUUUUUAUUUUAUCGAUUUCCUCUACUUUCUUUCUUUUUCUUUCUUUCUUUCUUUCUUUCUUUCUUUUCUUUUCCUUUCCUUUUUAUCCUCUAUUUUUUCAUCGAUUUCCUCUACUUUCUUUUCUUUCUUUCUUUCUUUCUACCUUUUUCCUUUCUUUUUAUUUUAUUUCGUCCUCUUUCUUUUGAUUUCCUCUUCUUUCUUUCUUUCUUUCUUUCUUUCUUUCUUUUUUCUUUCUUUUUUUCUUCAAAUUUUCCUUUAUUUUUAUCCUCUAUUUUCUUCGUCCUCUUCUUUAGAUCGAUUUUCCUUUCUUUCUUUCUUUUUUCUUUCUUUCUUUCUUUUUUAAAUUUUCUUUCCUUUUUUUCUAUUUUUUCAUCGAUUUCCUCUACUUUCUUUCUUUCUUUCUUUCUUUCUUUCUACCUAAAUUUUCCUUUCCUUUUUAUCCUCUAUUUUUUCGUCCUCUUCUUUAGAUCGAUUUCCUCUACUUUCUUUUUUCUUUUCUUUCUUUUCUUUCUUUCUUUCUACCUAAAUUUUCCUUUCCUUUUUUUUCUUUUUUUUUCUUUCUUUAGAUCGAUUUUUUUCUUUCUUUCUUUCUUCUUUCUUUUCUUUCUUUUUCUUUUCUUUUUACCUAAAUUUUCUUUUGUUUUUUUUAUUCAUUCUUCUUUAGAUUUUUCUUUCUUUCUUUCUUUCUUCUUUUAUUUAAAUUUUUUCCUUUUUAUCCUGUAUUUUCUUUCUUCUUUCUUUCGAUUUUAUUUUUUUUCUUUCUUUCUUUCUUUCUUUCUUUCUUUCUACCUUUUUCCUUUUUUUUUUUAUUCUAUUUUUUUAAUCUUUUUAUCGAUUUUCUUUCUUUCUUUUUCUUUUUUUUUGACAUUUUCCUUUCUCUUUUUAUCCUCCGUUUCUUCGUCCUCUUCUUUAGAAUCAUUUCCUCUUCUUUCAUUUCUUUUAAAUUUUUUUCUUUUUUUUUCGGAAAUUUUCCUUUUUCCUUUUAGUUCUCUAUUUUCAACAGGAAAGUCCUCUUCUUUAGAUCAAUUGGACACUACUUUCUUUCUUUUCUUUCUUUCUUUUCUUUCUUUUUUCUUUCUUAAAUUUUACUUUCUAAAAUUUUCCUUUCCUUUUUUUUAUCCUCUAUUUUCUUCGUCCUCUUCUUUAGAUCGAUUAAGACACAAGAGGUUUCUUUUUUUUCUUUGGAAGAAUUUUCCUUUCCUUUUUAUCCUCUAUUUAAUGAGCGGGAAGAGAAAUUUCCUCUACUUUCUUUCUUUCUUUCUUUCUUUCUUUUCUUUGAAAUUGCAUUUAAAUUUUUACCUUUUAUCCUUGUUUUUCUUCGUCAUUGAACCGGAAGGAUUUCCUCUCUUUUUUCUUUCUUUCUUUCACAAGAGGUUUCUUUCUUGUUUCUUUCUUAGGAACUUAAAUUUUCCUUUAAUUUUAUCCUCUAUUUUCUUGUCCUCUUCUUUAGAUCGAUUUCCUAGAUUUCUUUUUUCAUUUCUUUUGCUUUUUUUUUUCAGAUUAAGGCUUUCUUUCUUUCUUUUUUAUUUUGUCUUUCUGCGUUUAUCGAAAAGCUACUUUUCUUUCUUUAGCAUAGAACUUUCUUUCUUUUCUUUCUACCAGGCUUUCUUUCUUUCUUUUUUAUUUUGUCUUUCUGCGUUUGUUUUUCUUUUCUUUCUAAAUUUUCCUUUCCUUUGGUCAUCUAUUUUCUUCGUCCUCUUCUUUAGAUCGAUUUCCUCUACUUUCUUUCUUUCUUACUUUCUUUCUUUCUUUUAUUUAGUCUUUGCUUGUUUGUUUCUUUCUUCAUUUCUUUCUAAAUUUUCCUUUCCCUUUUUAUCCUCUAUUUUCUUCGUCCUCUUCUUUAGAUCGAUUUCCUCUUCUUUCUUUCUUUCUUUCUUUCUUUCUUUCUUUCUUUCUUUCUUUCUUUCUUUCAGUUUUCCAACUUUCCUCUUCCUUCUCAUUUAUUCUUCAAAUAGUUAUAUUUCUCAUUCAGGCUUUCCUUUUUUCUUUUUGUCUAAUCAUUUUAUAUUUCUCCUUCAGUUCUUUCAUUUGUUCUUUCUUUCUUUCUUUCAACUUUCUUUCUUUCUUUUUCUUUCUUUCUUUUUUUUUAUAUUUAUUUAUCUUUUCUGUAUAUUUCUUUUUGUUUCUUUUUUAUUCAUUCUAUUUUCUUUCUUUCUUCUUUAUUUAUUUAUUUUAUCUCUUUCUUUUUUUCUUUCUUUCUUAUUAUUGUUCUUUCUUUCUUUCUUUCGCAUUCAUUCUAUUAUUAUUUUAUCAUUCAGUUUUAAUCUUUUUUAUUUAUUUCUUUCUUUAUCUUUCUUUUGUUUGUUUGUUUCUUUCUUUCUUUGUUUCUUUCUUUCAUUCUUUUCUUCAUUCUCAUUUAUUCUGUUUUUCUUUUUUCUCGUUCAUUUUUUUCUCUUUUUUCUUCCUCUUGUAUUUUCUCAUUUGGUUUUCCACCCUUUAUUCUCCAUAUUGAAAUUACGCAUUAAUCUAUCUAUCUAUCUAUCUAUCUAUCUAUCUAUCUAUCUAUCUAUCUAUCUAUCUAUCUAUUCUCAGUCUUCUGUUUCUAUCUAUCUAUCUAUCUAUCUAUCUAUCUAUGUAGGACCCAUUACACUUUUCUUUUUAUUUUUUAUUUCUUCUUCCUUUUGCCUUUUCUUCUUCCCUCGUUUUUUCUUUCAUUUUCAUUUAUUCGUUCAUUUCCCCCCUCUCCUUUCUUUUCUUUUCGUCAUUUUUUCUUCACUUUUGCUUUCUUUACAGUUCUACUUCUCUUCUUUCUCCUUUUUUUCUUUCUAUUUCUCAAUAGGCCUCUUUCAUUAUUCUCGUUUUUCUUAUUACCCUUUAGACACUUUUUCUACUUCACUCGCUUUUUUACAUCUUCUUUUCUUUCGUUUCUACAUAUUUCCGCCCUCCAUGUUUUUUUCACCAUGUCUUUCAUUCAGUUUCUUCUCAUGUAAUCUUCUCGUAUUUUCUCUUUCUCUUUCUUCUUCUCUGUCGUAUUCUUUCUCUGUCUUUUUUUUGUUAUUUAUUUUUUAUUGUAAAUUGUUUGUUUCUUUUUUUUUCUUCUUCAUUCUUUCUUUUGUUUCUUCUCGUGAUAUUUCCUUUACUUAUUUCUUCUUAUUUUUUUUUUUCAUUCUUUCCUUCGGAUUUCUCACAUUUUUCUCUUUUUUUCGGCACUUCGUUCGAUUUAGUCUCUGUCUAUUUCUUUCGUUUUCUUCUUCUUCUCUUUCAUUGUACUUCUAUUGCUUUACCUUUUCCUUCUCCAUUCCUUCUUACUCUAUUUCUUUCUUCUUUUCCCUUCUUUCUUUUCUUCCUUGUCACCUCUCUUUUUCGUUUUUUUCUUCUUAUUCUUGUCCUUUCUUUUUCCAUUUCUCUGUUAUUUCUUCUUUUUCUCCGCUUACUCUUUCUUUUUCUUCUUUUUUCUUUUUCUCCCCCCACCCACUUCUUUCACACUAUUCUUUGCUUCCUCCUCCUUUAAUUUUCAUUUUCUUUUCACAUUCUUUUCUGUCUCUUUCUGCUUAUCACAUUUUUUUAUUCUUUUCUUUUUGCUUUUCUUUUUCUUUUCUUCUUUACUUUUCUUUUUCUUUUCUUUGCUUUUUGUUUUACUCUUUCUUAUUUAAUUUCUCUUCUCAUUUAUCGUUUUCUUUCAUUUACUUUUCCUCUUUUUGCCUUCUCCUUCUUUCUCUUCAUUAUUCUCUUCUCUGUCUUUCUUUUUAUUCUCCUCCUCCAAUUUUUUCCGUUUAUUUUUCUUCAUUCAAUGUUUUUUCUUCUCUUCUUAUUUCUUUCAUUUUAUUGCUUUCUUCUUCUUCUUUCUUUUUUCUUCAUCCCUUUCACUUUAUCAUUUUUUGUCUUCAUUUUCUUAUUUUUCUUCCAUAUUCUUCUUUUUUUUAG